CAGGACAGGAGAAUCAGAUAUCCCUCUGCUGCAAGGGAUUUAGGUGGACUUGGCUGGCCAUGCAGGAAGUUUGGGAGUGGGACCUGUGAGUGAACAGACUCUCAGCUGCUGGAGUGACAUAGCAGGACAUGACCAGAUUGGAUCAUCAGAGGUAGGACAAUGUGAGUGCAGGAGCAGGAAAGGUCCUGGAGGAUGGAGAGGAAUCUGAACUCCAUUUAAACAGGUCAGUAACAUGACCUUCAACCCACUCCCCUCAGGGUAGGGGCGGGGAGAGAAAUAAUUGGGAAUGAACAAACUCAGAGACCCUUUCUGAAGAAGGGUCAGGCCUGCAGAGAUCUCAUGAUGCCCUUCACCAAACUAGUUAAACAUCUAAAGUAAGAACCUGCAGCCACUGCUCUUCUCCUGAUCUGACUGGAAAGUUUUAAAAAUCCCUUCAAAAGAGGAAGAGAACCAGGCCAAUAGAAUAACAAAAAGAGACAGGCAGAAACAAUCAGGAAUUGCCAGUGUCAAAAAGGAAAAGAGGGAAAACAAAAACCUGAAGGACAGAAAGAGGAAGAGUAGGAGGAAGAGAUCAAAUCCAACACACAGCAUAGAAGCUGCUCCUUCUCCUGGCCACUGGACUGGUGAGGAUGAACUGAAAGUAGAAAGGACAAGAAGACUCCAAGCAGCUUGAAUCACCAAGAGGCCACAGAACCACCUUACAGGGAUGCAUAACUCAGACAUGAUCUGCUUUGUUGUAGGGAGUUUCCUAUGGUUCCCCCAAGUGAGAGGUGAGGAAGGCUGCCUCAACACUGAACUCUGUUCAGGUACAGAAUGGGACCGUCUGUGGUAUAUCUGGCUGGUGCUGGUGGUUGGGGGGCUCCUGCUGCUGUGUGGGCUGGUCUCUGUCUGUGUGAGGUGCUGCUUCCAGUGCCACCAGACCGGGGACGAGUCGGGCCCUCAGCCCUACGAGGUGACCGUCAUCGCCUUUGACCACGACAGCACCCUCCAGAGCACCAUCACCUCUCUCCACUCGGUGUUUGGGCCAGCUGCCAGGAGGAUAUUGGCUGUGGCACACUCCCACAACGCUGCCCAGGGAACACCUCCCCUGUCAGCCUCAGACACCCCUCCAGUGUAUGAAGAAGCUCUGCACAUGAGCAGGUUCACAGUGGCCAAGGCGGGGCAGAAAGUGCCAGACCUGGAUCCAGUGCCAGAGGAAAAACCACAGGUGCCUGCAGAGGGCAAGGAUGCCCAGCCAGCCCUCCCAGGACACUGAUGUCUGGCUUUACUUGAUAGCAAAUAAUACAGGAUGGUUGCAUGCAGAGACUAAUUCAGGUGGGCAAGGUCUUAAGAAUUUCAAAUUAACUCCCUUAGUCAAUAGAGAAAGGGGGCAGGGGGGGAAACAACUAAAAUUCCAAAUAUUUUCAGAUCUAGCAUAGUGGAAUGGCUCUUUUUGACACCUCCUUCAGAUAAUUUGCAUUCUCCAAGCCCAUUCAUUACAGGCACACAACACUGGAAUCACACUUUGCACAAAUAAGCAGGCAGCAGGAUCAAGGUACUGAGCCAUUUUGUAGGCCAGUGAUCUUGCAGUCUCAUUCCUCUUGCCUUUAGCCUAAAUUUCCUCAGGAUGGCAGAGAGGUCUUCAAAACAAAAAAAAAAAAAACAAAAACAAAAACAACAAAAACAACAAAAAAAUUUUGUGAAUGUCUAUUACAACCCGGUAUUAACAACAAACUUCUGGAAAUUGCCAACCAUUUACAGUAAAUUUAAAAAAAAAAUAAUGGAAACAAUCUACAUGUAAAUGAAAGACAGCAUACAUACAGACUGUAUGUACACAGUGUGCCUUUAAUGCCCUGCAGUAUACAUAGAGUGAACAGAGUCUGGCUCUGAAUGGGACAUAUAGAAAAUCUGAAAUUGUAGUCACAAGCUCUUAUAUUUGAAUUUAAAAAUAUUAUACAUGUACCAACAGAUCAAACAAGGGGAGGAGCAAGAACACUACCUCUGAAAUAAAGCUCAAUCAUACUUUCAAUGCAUUCAUAUAGAAUCAUUUAUUAAUUCCUAAUGUUGCUGUCAAAACCAGAUCAAUUGAAGUGAGACCAUUUAAAACAUGCAAGCCAUUUCUCAGACUGAAUAACUUGUGAAUCUCUCCUGGUCAAUACAAAUAUGUUGAACCAUCCAGAAAUGAACAUAGGUAUGGCCCAUCUGUAAAACCCUGGACUAGGCAGUCAGGAGAAGGUGAGUGUUGAACUACAUCAGUGUUGUCUCUACCCUGGAUUCAGCACCUGAAAAGAUUAAAGCAGAACAACAUUAAAUAUCACAUGAUGAUUCAUUCAGCCAUGAAUAAAUUGCAUGUGUAUAUUCGUG
Messenger RNA from Oenanthe melanoleuca, 2343 nucleotides. RefSeq names its product transmembrane protein 52B (gene TMEM52B). The transcript has 6 exons. Lineage: Eukaryota; Metazoa; Chordata; Aves; Passeriformes; Muscicapidae. The coding region runs from base 707 to 1255 and encodes 182 amino acids. The record is from RefSeq and is a predicted model, not a curated record.